AAUAAGGGAAAGCAGUGCACUGCACUGCACUGCACUGCACAUCUCUGAAGACCAGCAUCAGAAAGCCAGAAAGAUGGAGGGACGGUUUCUAGGGUGCAUUUUGCUCAUAAACUUCAUCCAGAGUGCAUUCGCUUCCAAAUUACCCCCUAAAGAAAGCUGCCUUCUCCCAGUGGCCGAAGGAUCAUGUUCAGAUGAUUUGCCCCGUUUUUACUACAACACCCUGACUCAGGAAUGUGAGGAGUUCCGCUACGGGGGCUGCGACGGAAACGCCAACAACUUCGCGUCUGUAGUGGAGUGUCGGAAAACCUGCUACACGAUUCCGAAAAUUCCCAAAAUCUGCCGCCUUCCAAUGGAUACGGGGCUAUGCUUUGCCUUUUUCAAGCGCUACUUUUUCAACAUGACCUCCAUGCAGUGUGAAGAGUUCAUCUACGGCGGCUGCCGAGGAAAUGACAACAAAUUCCAAAAUCGUUACAUGUGCAUGGAAUACUGCAAUCCUAAAAAGCCUGCCCCUGUGAUUUGCCUUGGUGGCAUGGACAAAGGAACAGGCAAUGCCUCUAUAACAAGAUACUACUACGACUCUUUCAAAAAAACAUGCAAACGGUUUGAGUAUACAGGAAGAGGAGGAAACGGCAACAAUUUUGUCUCUCAGGAAGACUGCAUGAAAGUUUGUGUAAAAAAAAGGCAAUUACAAAGACCAAGUGGGAAACCUAGAAUUCUUAAAAAAAGAAUAUAGGCAUAACUUUUGCACUCGUCAUACGUCGCUCUGGAUAACAGCGUCUGCUAAAUGCCAUGUAAUGCAAUUAUAAUGCGAAGCAGGCUUUAUUUCUCCAACAGGCUGUGCUAGUGGAAGCACACAUGCUUUCUAAUCUCAAUAUAAUGUGAAUCCAUUGUACUACAUGUUCGGUUCAAUAUUUGAUGGCAGUAUGUAAUUUUACAUAUGCAGAGAAGUUGCAUACUCUACACACACAUACUGUGAAUUAAUUAUACUGAAUAAUUUUUAUCAUGGAAUUAAUUUUUUUGAACUUUUGUAGUAUAAAUGUUGAUAUUCAUAAAUGACCUUGUAUAUAUUUGUAAUAAUAUUUGCAUAUUGCUUUAAUAUCGUAUUAAUUUUACAUUGUGUACAUUAAAGUAUUUUAGUUUCUCUGUAAUAACUAUAUGGUAUUGUAUUUUAAUCGUGUGUGUGUGUGUGUGUGUGUGUGUGUGUGUGUGUGUGUGUGUGUG
Neoarius graeffei (lesser salmon catfish) is the source of this 1221-nucleotide messenger RNA. RefSeq names its product tissue factor pathway inhibitor 2 (gene tfpi2). Bases 74 to 733 code for a protein of 219 amino acids. Gene Ontology annotation, biological process: negative regulation of peptidase activity. Gene Ontology annotation, molecular function: serine-type endopeptidase inhibitor activity. The transcript is spliced from 5 exons. Gene Ontology annotation, cellular component: extracellular region. NCBI's taxonomy places the organism in Eukaryota, Metazoa, Chordata, Actinopteri, Siluriformes, Ariidae. The record is from RefSeq and is a predicted model, not a curated record.